This is a messenger RNA of Megalops cyprinoides (Indo-Pacific tarpon), 1680 nucleotides long. RefSeq names its product hyaluronan and proteoglycan link protein 3-like. Gene Ontology annotation, molecular function: hyaluronic acid binding. Gene Ontology annotation, biological process: cell adhesion. Bases 145 to 1242 code for a protein of 365 amino acids. The record is from RefSeq and is a predicted model, not a curated record. Lineage: Eukaryota; Metazoa; Chordata; Actinopteri; Elopiformes; Megalopidae. The transcript is spliced from 5 exons.
UUUACUACAACGUACUUUCGCGCGAGGAAGGUGAAACAGGAAUAGAAACAACUAAUUCAGUCGUCACCCAGUCCAUUGGACGGACACGCAUUACUAAAUCUAGCUUCACUGCUAGAGACGGACUGCGCCGUGAAGUUUCAGUGCAUGACAAGGGAGAUGAUGAAUGCUCUCCCCCUGCUGGUCACAGUGCUGCAACUGCAGCUGCUCAGCUUCCUCGCAGCUGCUGUGGGCUACUCCAACGGCUUCUUUUACCAAGACAAUGGCAACGGCAACGGCGAAAAAGAGAUUUACUUUAAUGGAGUGCGGCUCCAUGUGGAGACAACAGAAGGUCCAGUGUUCGCUGUGCGGGGGAGCAGUGCCACGCUGCCCUGCCAUUACCGCUAUGAACCCGAGCUCAGCAUCCCCCGCCGGACAAGGGUGAAAUGGUCUUGGCUGCCAGCUGACAGGGGCCAUGAGACAGAUGUGCUGGUGGCUCUGGGCCAGCUGCACCGCAGCUUUGGGGACUUCAAGGGGCGUGUUCGCCUGCGCCGCAGUAUGCCAGGGGAGGUGUCCCUUGUCAUCGCCAAGCUGCAGCUGAAUGACACGGGCCGCUACCGCUGCAAGGUCAUCGAUGGCCUGGAGGAUGAGAGCAUCACCAUCGACCUGGCGCUGCGAGGAGUGGUGUUCCCCUACCAGCCCUCUGGGGGGCGUUAUCAUCUGAACUUUGGAAUGGCACAGAAGGCAUGCGAGGAGCAGGACUCUGCUCUGGCCACUUUCGAUCAACUUUUCUCAGCGUGGGAGGAGGGGCUGGACUGGUGCAACGCUGGGUGGCUGGCAGAUGGAACAGUGCAGUACCCCAUCACCAUGCCCCGCAAGGCCUGCGGGGGUGCAGACAUGGCUCCUGGCAUCCGGAACUAUGGCGCACGCCACCGCCACGCGCACCACUACGAUGCCUUCUGCUUCUCCUCCUCCCUGAAAGGACAUGUUUAUUUCCUGCAGCAGCCACAUGGGCUUAAUUUCACAGAAGCCACGCAAAUAUGCGAGGGGGACGGGGCCAAGAUCGCCAAGGUGGGCCAGCUGUAUGCAGCCUGGAGGUUUAUGGGACUAGAUCGCUGUGAUGCAGGCUGGCUGGCGGAUGGGAGUGUACGCUACCCCAUUGCCCAUCCCCGCCCCAACUGCGGCCCCCCAGAACCCGGAGUGCGCAGCUUUGGGUUCCCCUACUACCAUCACAGGCACGGAGUGUACUGCUACAUCUCACACUGAACCCCACCACUGCUACUGAAGGGUGGGGUCACCCUCCCUUGGUCUGUCAAUCAGAAUACAGUUCAAGUAAUUGGAUUAAGCAUUCACUCUCGGUCUUCAUGACAGCAUCGCUGACACACAGGGUGAACUGCUGUUAAACACACCCAUACAAACACACAUGUACACAUGCAGGCGCAGGCACAAACAUGCGCGUGCACACACACACACACACACACACACACACAAACACACAUGCUGAGUGGACAGGAAAUAUGAGACAGCAAGAGUACCAAGAAGUUAUCACAGGAAGUAACCACACAGUACUGUAGAAGUUUAUCAUUAGUUUGUAAAUGGACUUACAUUUUAUUGGAGGGGCGACAAACCUUUUAUGCUUCAAACGUCUGUAACUGACAUAUUAAUAUUAUAAGUAUUAUUAUAUACCUUGUACAUAAUAUGAUC